Molecule: messenger RNA, 3299 nt
Organism: Myxocyprinus asiaticus (Chinese sucker)
Lineage: Eukaryota; Metazoa; Chordata; Actinopteri; Cypriniformes; Catostomidae
Product: ubiquitin recognition factor in ER-associated degradation protein 1-like
Exons: 12
Coding region: 114-1040 (308 amino acids)
Cellular component (GO): VCP-NPL4-UFD1 AAA ATPase complex
Molecular function (GO): polyubiquitin modification-dependent protein binding
Source: RefSeq, a predicted model, not a curated record
UCCAACAGAAGCGCUUCGCACAGAAGGGAAAGCUGUUGUGUUUGUUAUUGAGUUUCAUAAAUAUUCUUCUCAUUAUUGCUGUAGUGCUGUUGUCAAGCACAUAACUAGCUAAUAUGUUCUCCUUCAACAUGUUCGAGCCCCAUGUGGGUCGGGUCUUCCAGAACCGUUUCUCCACCCAGUACCGCUGUUACUCUGUGUCCAUGCUUGCGGGGCCCAAUGACCGCUCAGAUGUGGAGAAAGGAGGGAAGAUAAUUAUGCCCCCAUCUGCUUUGGACCAGCUGAGCAGACUUAAUAUCACAUACCCCAUGCUGUUCAAACUCACCAAUAAGAAUUCAGACAGAAUGACACACUGUGGCGUUCUGGAGUUUGUGGCCGAUGAAGGAAUCUGUUAUCUCCCCCACUGGAUGAUGCAAAACUUGCUGUUGGAAGAAGGAGGUUUGGUCCAGGUGGAGAGUGUCAAUCUCAUGGUGGCCACAUACUCCAAAUUUCAGCCUCAGAGUCCAGACUUCCUGGAUAUCACAAACCCUAAAGCAGUAUUAGAGAAUGCUUUGAGAAAUUUUGCCUGUUUGACCACAGGAGAUGUGAUUGCAAUCAACUAUAAUGAAAAGAUCUACGAGUUACGUGUCAUGGAAACUAAACCAGACAAGGCCGUGUCCAUCAUUGAGUGCGAUAUGAAUGUGGACUUUGAUGCUCCUCUUGGUUAUAAAGAACCAGAAAGACACAUGCAGCAUCCUGAAGAACCAACUGAGGAGGAAACAGAUCCCAGUAACUAUGAAAUGGACCUUGGCUUUAGAGCAUUUACAGGCUCUGGGAAUCGUCUAGAUGGGAAGAAGAAAGGCAUUGAGCCCAGUCCAGUACCCAUCGACCCCAGUGACAUCAAACGUGGAAUUCCUAACUAUGAGUACAAAAUCGGAAGGAUCACCUUCAUCCGAAAUGCAAGACAACAGCCCCGCAAGAUAGACACGGAUGAAUCUGCCAGUAACUUCAUUGCAUUCUCUGGGGAAGGAAAGUCCUUGCGCAAAAAGGGCAGAAAUCCGUGAUCUCAAACACACACAAUUCAGCCAGACGCAUCAGAUAAAUCAACUACAAUAUGCGUAUUGGAGAGUCUCUCAACAUGGACACUUUCCAUACAGACCUGACAGAUAUACCUGGAAUUUUUUCAGAACGUUACAAUUGUUGUUUUACGACUGGUUUGAUAUUUUGAAUCCAUGGUUUUACAAAUAUUUGGAAAAUGCAAGCCAAUGACUAAACACUUCCUCUUUAAUACAUUUACAUGCAUAAUUUAAAUAAAGAUUACCCUGCAAUUCAUCAAAACAGAGUUGCUGUCUAUUAUUGACAUUAUUUUAACCCUCCUAUUGUCUUAUGGUAAUUUUUGACCCGUGACAGGUAAAGAAUACGCUAUAAAUACCGCAUAGUUUUUGGGACUGGAACCAAUCGGUGUGAAGUUGUCAAGACCAUCAUAAAAAGAAAGUGAUUUUAAAAAGUGAUUUUAGCCAUUCUAGAAUUUGUAAUGACGGUAUAUUUUCGACAUUUUAGAAUCCGUUGGAUUAGCCACGCCCCCUUUCCCCACAACCCCGCACUCCAAAGAUAUCAAAUGAGCUUUAUUGACCGACGCGAGCAGAAACAGUUGUCAAAAACAGCGGCAGCAAAAUAGCGCCCUCAAUGGACAACUGUUAUGAGCAAUAUGGCAUAAAAAUGGCAUUAUGCCUUAAUAAUUCGCUGCAACUACAAUACAGAGAACGUGCAAAAUUAUUGACAGGCAGAAAGCGUAAUUGUCCGCAGCUCGUGGACACAUUUUGUUGAGUCCAGAGCUGUCACAGUGAGAUAUCUCAUGACACUUAUAUUAUUAAUAUCUUUCAGGGAGUAGUUUUUAAUUGUAAAUUAACUGUUUAAGAGAAAUAACAAUUAAAAAAUGUUUUUCCUUCCAUUAUCUUAACGGGUCAAUUUUUAGCCAGUUGUGACAUUUCACCUUUAGACUUAAUUAGACUAGUCUUUUGUACAUCUAUGAAUCAAAUCUGACCUAAACAUAUUUCAAAUUAUCUUCAAUUUAGCCCCUACCCCCAUACUGUUUUCUAGCUCCUCCACCUGCUCCACUGGGUACUGCAUCUUUCCCACAAAUGUUACUUUUCACUCAAAUGGGUUUUGUGCACACGUCCACACACACAAACGCACAAAGAGAGAGUAUUUUAAGUUUUGAACAGGUAAUAUUUUAGCAAAUAAGUUUACUAAUAUGAUUUUAUAUGACGAUAAAAGGCCUAUUGGAUGUCAUUUUCUCCUAAAACAUUAGAUGGCAGAAAGAACUACUGCUGCAACUUCCUAAACCCCUGUAACACUGCAACAAAUUGUUUAACAUUAGUGGGAAGAAAUGGAUUUGUUGCAAUGGACAUGCAAAGUGGGCCCGCUUUGACUGCUGGAAAAGGCCAUAGAGAUUAAUUUGUGAAAUAAGCAUGUACUAAAAUGUUAUCUAAAAUUUACACAGUUAAUUUCUACAAGCAGAGCUAAUCAGAGAUUGUUGUAAUAUAGUUAAGAUAUUAUAAAGUGCCAAAAGUGAUUGAAAUAAAUGUAAAUUCAGACAUCCCAGUUUUAUUACAUUUAUAAACUUAUUCUUUAAAAAUAAUGUUACUCCACAAAUAUUCAAUAUCUGUCUUUUUUCCCCAUCAUUAUUCAUGUUUGGACCACAAUAAAGCUUUUCAUUAAGGGGGGUUUUUAGUGCAGUUGUACACUAAUCAAGAAUUUAUGCAUUUAGAAUGGUUUUCAAUACGGGUCAAAAUGACCCGAAGGACAAAAGGACGGUGCAGUUUCUUAAGACAAUAAGACGGUUAAGAAAACAUGCCACUUAUAAGUGAUUUACAUGACUAGAUGUGUUAUGGGGCUUUUUAACCUUUCUUAACAGGGAAAAUUAUAUGGUAAGUGUGCAACCUUCAGCAUCACAGCUCUGACUAAAGAACUUGAUUUUAUCUGCAUUAAGCAUUUAUUUAAUUGAAAGAAAUCUGAGACAAUUUUGUAGCCUUAAUGCAAAAAGCAAGAGGUCUUUGGAGAUGCAGGUACAGGCAAUACUGUAGUAUCUGUUCAGUUAAACAAUUCUAAAAUGUAACAACUGACCCACCAAACUACAACUUGAUGGCAACAUUAACAUGGUGUUACAGAAAAUGUGUGGGGUUAAAAAUGUCAGUGUGUACCUCUCAAUAAUUUGACCUUUCAAAACACACAAUCAAACCAAAAGCCUUAUAUUACAGUCAGAAUUAAAAAAAAAAAAAAACGCUUGUUCCCCAUUAGUUUAAAUGGACUCAGUGCUUUCU